AUGUGUGGCUCCGGGACGGGACGGGACAGGUGCUGCUCAUUUGUCGGGCGGAGGGGUGGAGGUGCACAGGCCAUAUCUAUCGGGAAGAACUGCGACAAGUUUGGCAUCGUGGUGCAUGAACUCGGACAUGUCAUUGGAUUCUGGCACGAGCACACACGACCUGACCGGGAUGAACAUGUUAAUAUAUUUCGAGAAAACAUCCAGCCAGGUCAGGAGUACAAUUUCGAAAAGAUGGAGCCAGAUGAUGUGGACUCGCUCGGGGAGGUUUACGACUUUAACAGUAUCAUGCAUUACGCCAGAAAUACUUUUUCCAGGGGCACCUAUCUUGAUACCAUGCUGCCAAGGUAUGAGGUUGAUGGAGUCCGACCUCCCAUCGGACAGCGGACGAGACUGAGCAAAGGGGACAUCGCUCAAGCAAGAAAAUUAUACAAGUGUCCAAGUAAGUGGGCCUUCACAUCCCAGCUUUGCCCUGGUUUAUCAAGCACUGAGACUGUGUCUAUGAACCAGAACAUGGAUAACAUCAUGGAGAAGCUCACAGCUUUGCAAAGGCAAAUGGAUCGUUUCAGAGACCAAAAUGGACCAUGA
Messenger RNA from Pimephales promelas (fathead minnow), 585 nucleotides. The record is from RefSeq and is a predicted model, not a curated record. Lineage: Eukaryota; Metazoa; Chordata; Actinopteri; Cypriniformes; Leuciscidae.